AUGUCGUCAUACAAUGUUACGUCCGUGAAAUCAUUCAUGGAGGCCAUGCUGCCGAUGAUCCAAGAAUUGUCCAGACUACCACUCCAGCAGCCAGACGCCAAAUUGGGCAACAAACUUGGCAAAUUCGACUCAGAACCAGCCAGGAUCACACCUAUGGAUAGCAUAAUUGGCAGGUUCAAGGACGUCACGAUCGAAUCGGUGAACCACCUUACAAAUACUAGCCAGUCGUCGCAUGAUGUGCUCGUGUCUCAAAUUGAAAAAGACUGCGCCAGGAUAAGUCGAGGUCGUCGUCAUGAUGAGCUGGAAAUGUUUACGUUGGUAAAGACGCUAGUGGAGGACUCCCAGAGUGACGAGCAGCUCCAGUCGUCGCUAUUCGAUAUCUUGGGGUUUGAAGAGUUUGAGCUCAUUUCGAAAAUAGUGCAGAAUAAACUGGCAUUGGCAACCUACCAUGCCCAAGUCAGCUCGUUGUUGACUGCGGAAGAACGAGCGCAAAUAUUGGUUGACAACCACAACCGAACAAAGAACCAGGCCAUUUUGCCGAAAAAUUUCGGCAACAGCCAAAAAUACCCGCAUGUAUACAAGAAGCAAGACACAGUGAAUCUUGCUAGUGUCACUGGUGGCAAGUUUAGCUUGCCCAAAGGUAGUACACGACAAUCGUAUGCUACCCACGAAGAACUCAUAAUUCCAUACCCUGAUGAGUCACCAAACAAAUGGAUCAAGGGAAAUCAGCUAGUCAAAGUCAAAGAGUUGGAUUUCUUGUGUCGCGGAACAUUCAAAAAUUACACUAGUUUAAACAAGAUGCAAAGCUUGGUUUACCCCGUGGCAUACGACACUAACGAAAACAUGUUGGUUUGUGCGCCCACCGGUGCAGGCAAGACGGAUGUGGCGCUCUUGACCAUCUUGCAUACGAUUCACCAAUUUGUCACCGAGACCGUGGGCGAAGAUGGCGACGUUGCCGUGGAUAUAGACUACGAUGAGUUUAAAAUCAUCUAUGUGGCACCACUCAAGGCAUUGGCCGCGGAGAUUGUCGAGAAGUACGCCAAAAAGUUGGCGUGGUUGGGCAUCCACGUGCGGGAGUUGACUGGUGACAUGCAAUUGACGCGACUGGAAAUCAUGAGCACCCAAGUUAUAGUGACCACACCUGAAAAGUGGGAUGUUGUGACGAGAAAACUGAAUGGCGAUAGCGAGCUUGUGGCCAAGGUAAAGUUGUUGAUCAUUGACGAAGUGCACCUCUUGCACGAAGACCGUGGUUCCGUUAUCGAGACCUUGGUUGCUCGUACGCUUCGACAAGUGGAGAGCACCCAGCUGAUGAUCCGAGUCGUUGGUUUAUCGGCAACGUUGCCAAAUUACAUGGACGUGGCCGAUUUCUUGGGGGUCAAUCGGCAAGUGGGCAUGUUUUACUUUGACCAAUCGUUUCGACCCAUCCCGUUGCAGCAGCAAGUUAUGGGUGUUCGCGGCAAAGCGGGUUCAAAAUUGGCCAGGGAAAACUUGAACAAGAUAUCGUACGAGAAACUAGCCGAGUAUGUCAACCAGGGCUUACAAGUGAUGGUAUUUGUCCAUGCUCGUAAGGAGACGGUCAACACCGCCCGGAAUUUUAUCCAAAUGGCACAAGAGCACAACGAAAUGGACCUUUUUGAUUGCUCAGAAAAUGACUCUUAUGAGAAAUACAAAAGAGAGGCAGCUCAAAAGCAUCGAUCAAAAGAGUUGCGAGAGUUGUUUCCCUACGGGUUUGGCACGCAUCACGCCGGUAUGCUUCGAAGCGAUCGUAACUUGACCGAAAAGAUGUUUGAGAGUGGUGCCAUCAAGGUGUUGUGUUGUACUUCCACCUUGGCCUGGGGUGUCAACUUACCGGCAGCGGUGGUGAUCAUCAAGGGCACCCAAGUCUACAACUCCAAGGAAGGUGGAUUUGCAGACUUGGGCAUUUCGGACGUUAUCCAGAUCUUUGGCCGUGCUGGUAGACCGCAGUUUGAGAAAUUCGGUAUUGGUAUCUUGUGCACCACCAGCGACAAGAUGGACAGUUACAUUUCCUUGUUGACGCAGCAGCACCCCAUCGAGUCCAAACUCCGAGAGAAAAUCACCGAUAACUUGAACGCAGAAAUCUCGCUCGGCACAGUGACCAAUGUUGACGAAGGUGUGCAGUGGCUCGGCUACACUUAUAUGGUGACCAGAAUGAAAAAGAACCCGUUUGCUUACGCCUUGUCGUGGCAAGAAUUGCAAGAGGACCCACUUUUGAUCAACAAGAGGCGAGAAAUGAUUAUCGCCUCGGCCAAGAGAUUACACAAUUUGCAAAUGAUCAUAUACGAUGAAGAAACUGCCGCAUUCACACCAAAAGAUUUGGGGAGAAUCGCCUCGGAUUUCUAUUUACUAAGCAACUCGGUUGAGAUUUUCAAUCAGAUGUUCAACCCGCUCGCCACUGAAGCAGACGUGCUUUCGAUGAUUAGCACCAGUAGUGAAUUCGACAGCAUCAAAUUCCGCGAAGAAGAAGCCAAGGAGUUGAAAAUGUUGAUGGAAGAAGACUCGCCAUGCCAGAUUGCAGCUGAAGUCGAGUCGCCGCAGGGAAAGACAAACAUCUUGCUACAGGCGUUUAUCUCGCAGGCAGUGAUCAAAGAGUCGGCCUUGAUUUCAGACUCAAACUACGUGGCUCAAAACUCCGCUAGAAUCUGCAGAGCAUUGUUUCUCGUGGCGAUGAAUCGAAGAUGGGGUAAAGUAAUGGAUGUUAUGUUGUCCAUGUGCAAAUCCAUCGACAAGAGGAUCUGGUCAUUCGAGCAUCCAAUGUGCCAAUUUGACUUGCCCGAGUCUGUGUUGAGAAACAUUAAAAGCAAAAAUCCCUCCAUGGAGAUGUUGCGCGACAUGGAACCGGGUGACUUGGGCGAGUUUGUCAAUAACAAGCUGAUGGGCUCGACCUUGUACAAAUUGGUGGGCAAAUUUCCCUAUAUCGAAAUUUAUUCGGAGAUUUUCCCCAUCACCACCAACGUGAUGCGAGUGCAUGUUGAGCUUGUGCCGGACUUUAUCUGGGAUGAACGGUACCAUGGCCAUGCGCAGAUCUUUUGGCUCACAGUUGAGGAAUCCGAUAAGCUGAACGUGUUGCAUGUUGAGAAAUUCAUCUUGAGCAAGAGACAAGCCGUCAACAGUAAUAGUGGAAACAAUGCACACGAGAUGAACUUUAUGAUCCCGCUAUCUGAUCCAUUACCGCCGCAGGUUGUCAUCAAGGUCGUCUCGGAUAUAUGGAUUGGAGCGGAAACGGUGCACCCAGUAUCGUUCCAGCAUCUCAUCAGACCGCAGAACGAAACCAUCAAAACUGAACUUUUGCGGUUGCUGCCCUUGCCGGUGACGGCGUUGCACAACAAAGAAAUUGAACACAUCUACUCCUCCAGAUUCAAGUAUUUCAACCCGAUGCAGACCAUGGUGUUCCACAGCUUGUACAACACCAACGAGUCUGCGUUUGUUGGCUCACCAACGGGUUCAGGCAAGACCGUUGUGGCUGAAUUAGCAAUCUGGCACGCGUUCAACGAGUUCCCCGGCUCCAAAAUCGUCUACAUUGCGCCGAUGAAGGCGCUUGUGCGUGAAAGGGUCGACGACUGGAAGAAGCGUAUAUGUGGUGGCAGCACCAAGCAUAAACUCGUCGAGUUGACAGGUGACUCUUUACCAAGCACUGCUGAGGUGAAAGAAGCAGACAUUAUCAUCACCACACCGGAAAAGUUUGAUGGUAUAUCACGUAAUUGGCAAACGAGAAAAUUCGUGCAGCAAGUCUCGCUAGUAAUUAUGGAUGAGAUCCAUCUUUUGGCCAGUGACCGUGGUCCCAUUUUGGAAAUGAUUGUGAGUCGUAUGAACUAUAUCGGAUCGCGACUCAAGAGACCCGUGCGGUUGUUGGGCAUGUCAACCGCGGUAUCCAACGCGUUCGACAUGGCAGGCUGGCUUGGUGUUAAGCUGGCGUUGUUCAACUUUCCGCAAUCGGUGAGACCAGUUCCCUUGCAGAUGUAUAUUGAUGGGUUCCCCGAUAACCUUGCAUUUUGCCCCUUGAUGAAAACUAUGAACAAGCCGGCGUUUAUGGCUAUAAAGCAGCAUUCGCCCGAGAAACCCGUGUUGAUAUUCGUUGCAUCGCGUCGUCAAACACGGUUGACUGCGUUGGACUUGAUCCACUUGUGCGGCAUGGAAAGCAACCCUAGGAGAUUCCUAAAAAUGGACGAAAUUGAAUUGCAGGAGAUUUUGGAAAAGGUCAAAGAUGACACCUUGAGAUUAUCCUUGCAGUUUGGAAUGGGUUUACAUCAUGCCGGACUCGUCGAAUCCGAUCGUCAAAUCUCGCACAAGUUGUUUGAGGCAGGCAAGAUCCAGAUUUUGGUGGCCACCUCGACCUUGGCCUGGGGUGUGAAUUUGCCUGCCCAUUUGGUGAUUAUCAAGGGCACGCAGUUUUUCGAUGCCAAGAUUGAAGGGUAUCGAGACAUGGACUUGACCGACAUCUUGCAAAUGAUGGGCCGGGCGGGACGUCCCGCAUUUGACACGAGUGGUAUCGCGAUAGUGUACACCAAGGAAUCCAAAAAGAUUUUCUAUAAACAUUUUUUGAAUCUCGGGUUCCCAGUCGAGUCCUCCUUGCACAAGGUGUUGGACAAUCACAUUGGUGCCGAGAUUUCAGCGGGCACUAUAACAACGAGGGAAGAAGCCAUGGAUUUCUUGACUUGGACGUUUCUAUUCCGCAGGGCGCACAACAACCCUGCAUACUACGGAAUCGACGACGUGUCCCAGUAUGGUAUAUCAAAGUAUUUGGCGGGACUCAUUGACCUGACAAUAGACAAUUUGGUUGACUCCAAGUGUUUAACAACCGCGGGCGCCAAUGCAUUGUACGCUACCCCCUUUUUGCACAUUUCCUCGUAUUAUUAUCUUUCCCACAUGACGAUGCGGAACUUUGUCAAGAAGGUGAAGCCAGAUUUGGAUUUCAGACACUGUCUCAUGUUGCUUUGCGAAGCUGCCGAGUAUGACGAAUUAGCCACUCGACAUGGAGAAGAGUUGAUCAAUGCCGAAAUGUCGAUGGCGAUGCGGUACCCUGCCGAGGAUCUAGAGCGCGAGUUCAUCUGGGACCCCCACGUCAAGGCGUAUUUGUUGAUUCAAGCAUUCAUGAGUCGGGUCGAGCUACCAAUAGCUGAUUACUCACAGGAUACCGUUUCAGUGUUGGAUCAAGCUUUGCGUAUCUUGCAAGCUUACAUCGACGCUGCUGCCGAGUUGGGCUAUUUGCAAGCGGUGAUCAACUUGAUUGAGUUGAUGCAGUGCAUUAAGCAGCGGUACUGGUACGACGAUGACCCAGUGACGGCACUUCCUGGAUUGAAAUUGCUGCCCAAGAAUGACGAUAAGGGAAAGAAGAACAAGAAGACGACAAGUUUGGAUGAAUUGGGAAGGAUGAAACGCGGACAAAUGUUUAACUUUGCUGAACGUGUUGGUGUGCGUGGAGAGAACAUUGAACUCAAGCAUGGAGAAAUGGUUCAUGUCGACGACGAAGAAGCACGCAGGCAAUUUGUCCGAGUCGCCUCGCAUAUACCUACUGGUAAUUUGCGCAUCAAACAAGACCAACUGGAUAAAUGCCGAGUUUCGCUCACCAACGGCAAUGCACCGUUGAACGACGAGUUCAAGUUGUAUUGCCCUUACUUUCCCAAGCCUCAGAGGGAAUCGUGGUUUGUGAUUGUGCAUGAUGGAACGGAGUUGGUGUUGCUCAAACGUGCCUCGCCAAGAUUUGUGCAGUCGAAGCGGAUAGUAGAGUGCGACUUGGACGUGACGGAGGACUUGUUCCACAAGAGGUACAACAUUGCGGUGGUCAACGAUGGCAUGGAUACACGAUACGACGGCGAAAUCGAGUUCUUAUAG
Molecule: messenger RNA, 5850 nt
Organism: Lodderomyces beijingensis
Lineage: Eukaryota; Fungi; Ascomycota; Pichiomycetes; Serinales; Debaryomycetaceae
Source: the annotation of a GenBank genome assembly